This is a messenger RNA of Solanum verrucosum, 1415 nucleotides long. RefSeq lists its product as uncharacterized. The transcript has 5 exons. Gene Ontology annotation, molecular function: starch binding. Gene Ontology annotation, cellular component: membrane. NCBI's taxonomy places the organism in Eukaryota, Viridiplantae, Streptophyta, Magnoliopsida, Solanales, Solanaceae. The record is from RefSeq and is a predicted model, not a curated record.
GUUUUUCUUGAACCCCCAACUGAGAAAAAAAGCUUCAAACUUUAGUUAUGGAGUCUUUAACAGGGCUAUCAAUAAAAGGGGUUUGUUUGGAUAAGGUUUUAGAUAAACACAAAGUUUUAUCUUUGAGUAAAAAAUCAGAAAUUUGCUUUCUUGGAUUGUCAAGUUUCAAGAUUGUUCAUAUUACCUCAUGUUCUGUUCAGCACAAAACUAUUCACCCUAUUUUUUGUGCUUCUGAUUCUCAGAUACAUAUUCAGAGUGAAGAAACAGAAACAACUGAUACAAAUCCUUCCGAACCAGUUCGCGUAAAAUUUCAAUUGAAUAAGGAAUGCUCCUUUGGUCAGCAUUUCUACUUAGUGGGCGAUGAUCCAAUGCUCGGUUUAUGGGAUCCAUCAAAUGCAGUGCCACUUGAAUGGUCAGAGGGACAUGUAUGGAACGUCGAGUUGGAUAUCCCAAGUGGAAAAACUAUCAGCUACAAGUUCAUUAUGACAGUAGAUGAUGAGACUAUCUUGUGGCAACAAGGCCCUGAUCGAAUUAUUCAAACAUGGGAAACGAAGAAAACGAUAACAGUUUCUGAAGAUUGGGACAAUGCUGAGCUGCAGACAAUUGUAGAAGAGGAACCUGGUGCAGAACAAUCUGCAGUUAGUCCAGAAAUUUUAAUAGCUGAGAAUCUGGUUCCACCGUCAGCUGUAGACAUAGAAGAUGAUGUAAAUGAGGAAAAAACUACUGAAGUUCUAGCUAUAGUCGCGGAAAAUAUCACUGAAGUAAAUGAGGAUGUGAACACUGGUCGAAAUGAGGACACCACAAUGGAAGCAAAAGCUAUUGGCAAGAAUAUGGUUGCCUCUAUUGAUGGAGUGUUAAGCUCAAAAAAUGAGUCCAUCUUAGUGGCGGACGAAAGAGUUCCCGUCUUGGUUCCUGGCUUAACACAAGUUUUGACCUCAGUGGUUCACACGGACAAAGUUGUUGUUGAGAGCUCACUUGGAUCAAAUAGUGAAGAGUUGAAUGAAGUUCACAUGGACAAAGUUGUUGUUGAGAGCUCACUUGGAUCAAAUAGUGAAGAGUUGAAUGAAGUUCACAUGGAAAAAGUUGUUGCUGAGGGGUCAGUUGGAUGGAAAUCGGAGGAGUUCAAUGUGACAGAGGUAACUGCUUAACACCUCUUAAAAGAAGAGGUAGCGACGGAUAUAACACAUCCUCCAGAAAAGGUGAAGAUUAAUGUGAAGCAAGAAGUCACAAAAGGGCAUGAAGAUACAGAAAAGUCUGAAUUGGUUGAAGGAGGAGGAGAUUGGUCUAAUGGAAAGGCAGUGGAAGAGAAUGUGUUUGUAAGUGAUAUGCAAAGGAGUAAAAAGACAUUGUUGAAGUUCUUUGCAGGUUUGGGUUUCUUUAAAGUAGAGCUUGAAGGCUGAAAACUAGCUCAUAGA